Octodon degus (degu) is the source of this 2793-nucleotide messenger RNA. It is a transcript of the gene Wdcp, whose product is annotated as WD repeat and coiled coil containing. Bases 88 to 2235 code for a protein of 715 amino acids. The transcript is spliced from 5 exons. Gene Ontology annotation, molecular function: kinase binding. The record is from RefSeq and is a predicted model, not a curated record. NCBI's taxonomy places the organism in Eukaryota, Metazoa, Chordata, Mammalia, Rodentia, Octodontidae.
GAAGGCUGGAGUGGGGCUUGAGGCAGUUGGACGGCACUUGAGAACCAGGGAUUGAACCCAGGCCCUUGCGUUUGCCAGAUCACUGUGAUGGAAAGGAUGAAGUUGGGAGAAGGAAGAUUGCUCAGGACCAGACUGAAUGUAUUGUGUGAAGCCUUACACCCCACCCAUGGGCUUGCCUGGACUGAUGGAAAUCAGGUAGUCGUGACCGAGUUACAGCUUCACAGUGGAGUGGUCAAGUUUGGGGACUCAAGAAUCCUUGGUCAGUUUGAACAUGUCUGGGGGGUCUCCUGGGCCCCUCCUGACACAGCUGGUGUGCCCGCUCUGCUUGCUGUUCAGCAUAAGAAGCAUGUAACUGUGUGGCAGCUGUGUCCCACCACUACAAGGUCAAGCAAAUGGCUGAUGUCUCAGACUGCUGAGAUCAGAGAGUCUCUCGAUGUCCUUCCCCAGGGCUGUGUGUGGCACCCAAAAAACUCUGUCCUAACUGUGUUGACUGCACAUGAUGCCUCCGUUUUUCCCCGUGUUCGCUGUGACAACUCCCGUGUGAAAGUGGACGUCGGUGCCCAAGGCCGCAUUCAUUGUGCAUGUUGGACCCGGGACGGCCAGAGGCUGGUGGUAGCUGUAGGCAGCUGCCUUCAUUCCUACACCUGGGACAGUGCUCAGAAGACUCUUCACAGGUGCUCCUUCUGCCCACUGCUCAAUGUGGACAGCCGUGUCUGCUCCAUCAGGGCCACCACGGACUUGGAAGUUGCUGUCACCACUGAGCUUCCACUAGAUAAGAUUUGUAGCUUAAAGGCAGCUGAACUCAUUGAUGUCCCAACUAAUGGCAAAUAUGUUGGCUUGCAUAGUUCUCCAGGUGCUAGUGAGAUGUCAUCUGCGGAUGAGGAGGUCGCUGCUUCUGAAACAGAUUGUGAAAUACCAGUUUCUCCUUCCAUUUCACAUCUCCUGGAUCUGACUCAUUUACGUUUCAACCCUCCUCAGUCUGAGGGAAGUGCUCUUAUUUGUCUAAGAAAAAAGGACUACUUGACAGGAACUGGCCAAGAUUCUUCUCAUUUGGUCCUUGUGACCUUUGGGAAAGAGGUUACCAUGACCAGAAAAGUUACUAUUCCAGGCAUUCUGGUUCCCGAUCUGAUAGCAUUUAAUGUCAAAACACAGGUAGUGGCAGUCGCUUCUAAUACUUGUAAUAUAAUUUUGAUCUAUUCUGUCACUCCAUCUUCAAUGCCAAAUAUCCAGCACAUUCAGUUAGAGAAUGAUGAAAGACCAAAAGGCAUAAGUUUCGUGACAGACAAACUGUUACUAAUUUUGGUAGGAAAACAGAAGUCCACUAAUUCAGCAUUUCUUCCUUCAUCAGAGUCUGAUCAGUAUGUAAUUCACUUGGUUGUUAGAGAAGUCAUGUUGGAAGAAGAAUCUUCACCAACAUCUAAUGAAACCCAGAAUGCAGAUGCUACUUGCAAUGGUUUAUUAAACAAAGCAAACAGAAAAAAGUUGAUUGAAAGUCUUUCCCCAGGUUUUUGUCAUCAAAACAGAGAACUCCUGAUAACGGCAAACACCAAUAGUCAGGGUGCAAAGCCUGGAAAAACUCUUAUUGAAGAAGUUGAAAGUCCCCCUUCCAGUAUCCUAGAUGGUUCCAUUUCCCUGGAAACACCGCCCCGGCCCUCCUGGGCCCAGGGAGCAUUGCCCGGACUCACCAGCAUGCCUGAACCUCCAAAUGUUCCUCGAAGAGAGGACUUGGAAACUGUCCAGCUAACUAAGGGCCUGGAAGUUUUGUCUAGGAGCGUGACUGAGAUGCAGCAAUGUCUUUCUGAACUUAGGGAUUUUCUAUACAGUAAGAAGAAAUCAUCUCCAGUGUACCCACUCUCUAAGGAUCCCCCUUAUGUUCAUAUCAUUUACCAGAAACCCUGCUGCGUAGGUCCUGUUGAAAAAAGAGCGGUGCUGCUCUGCGAUGGCAAACUGAGGCUCAGCGUGAUUCAGCAGAUGUUUGGUCUCUCUCUUGUUGAAAUGCUGCAUGACUCCCAUUGGAUCCUGCUCUCUGCUGACAGCGAAGGCUUCGUUCCAUUAACUUUCACAGCCACCCAGGUGCUCGUCGUGCGGGAUGGUAGCCCACGCAGCUCGGAGGUCAUCGGGGACUCUCUUUCUCCCAGCCAGGACCCUGUCUCCUUAUCCAAAGGUUCUGGAGACCUUGCUGCCCAGAACCAGGGCACCCCCAGCUGUCCUCACUGCAUGGGUGGUGCAACCUGAUCCCUGUUUCUGGUGAGACUGUGACAAGCAAGUUGGGCUGCAGCAUGGACUCCGGGGAAUCUUCCAGUGUCACAGGGGAUGUAUGGUUGUGGCAGCUCUGCCAUCUUUCCUGGGCUCUGGCAUGCUGGCCAGUGGCAGUGUUCUGUGUCUCCAAGACGGCUCAGAAAGCAGUUGAUUUCUGUUUUUGUGACCCUGGAGUUUCAUCUAAAGGCAGAGUUCCUGGAACAAAGCCACUCUAGUGCUCUAUGCCUUGUGUCUUAUGGUUUCUCUGAGGCUUUGUGUCCUCUGUCCAGAGCAGUGUUAAUGCUGUUAGUGUCAGAACUGCUGCACAGCCUAGCAAGCCUUGCUGCAGCUUUUUUCCAGCCUCAGACCAGUAGGAAUCCGUAGCAUGCAAGUAGGAAUCCGUAGCAUUCAAAGGAGGCCAAACCUGACUUCCACCCUUCAGACUUCCUAUGCUGGAGGUGUUCAGGCCCUGGCCUUUCCUUCCAGAAUUUAAACCUAACACUCUGCAUACCUGUAACCCCAGCACUCAGAAGGCUGAAACAAGAGGAUUGUUGU